UGAAAAACUCAAACAUGAGAAAUCUAACAGUUCUGUUUGAAGUCCAGUAAACUAUGAUGAGCAUCUCAAUUUCAACUUGCAACAAUUACCUCAAUUUAUCUCUCUUUCCUUGGAAUCACAAGAAGAUAUCUGAAGAAAGUAAACAUAAAAUUGUUGGUUUUAACUUUACUGGCUAUGGAUUAUUAUUUGGUCGAAGUAUAUAGGACGCCUUAUUAUUAGAAAGCCCUCAUAAGAUGGUCAAAGUUUAUUGUACGGUAUGUCAUAAACGAUGUAAAGGUGAUGUAUUGAAAAUUGAACAACAAUUUGUUCAUUACAAAUGUUUUCAAUGUAUCAAAUGUCGUAAAAAUUUAAAACAAGGUGGAUUUUUUGUUAAAGAUAAAAAUUUCUACUGUCCAAAUGAUUAUCAAACAGAAUUUGGUGUAAGAUGUGAAACGUGUCAUGGUUAUGUAGAAGGUGAAGUUGUUACAGUAUUGGGGAAAACAUUUCAUACUCAUUGUUUUCGUUGUACAACAUGCAGACGUUUAUUCAAUUCAGGUGAACGAACCACCAUCGUGGAUGGAUCUUAUUAUUGUAUGUCAUGUUCAUCAAAUCUUACAAAUGGUGAUGUACUGCAUAAAACUGUCGAUGGUAACGCCCGUGAUAGUAGUGCUGCGGCUGCUACUAUUACCAAUGGAUCGAAUGGUGUCUGUUCUACUUCAUCUUCUCCAUCAUCUAAUUCUGCUUCAUCAAAAUCAGAUCACUUUAAUCCAUUAUCGUUGUCAACAUCUGGUCAUCAAUCACAAACAUUACCUACAAUAAGAACUUCUCCCACUUCUACACCAAUACAUCAUUCAGUUAAUCAUACUGACGGUAAUAACACUCAAAAUCAUAAUCAUUAUCAACAAAAUCUCAUUUCUGACGCUAAUCUUAAAUCAUUUACAUCUCUUAAUGAUCAACUUAGUGUACAAAUUCAUGAAAAUGGAUGUUCAAUUCCUGGCAGUGAAUACCAUAAACAGAAGUUAGAAAUUUGGACUGAACUAGCGAUGUUGAAUUCACUGAAUGAUGUGAAUGUUCUCAAAAAUCUAUCAGAAUAUUAAUCAUUUAAACUCGUUGAAUAAACAAUAAUUCUUACAUUACACAGUGGAUUAGUGAAUGCAAUCGUAGCGUUUGAAAUGAUGAAUACUGGAUUUGUGAAACUUUAGCAUUAUUAUUAUGCAGAUGAAUUCAGCAAAUGAAUUUCAAAUGGUGCGAAACAUACAUGAUAAAUUUAACUAGAAGUUUCUGUCUAAGUGUAUUUAUCAUUUGAUAUACUUAAGUUAUGUAAAAGCUUCUUUCUUAUUAAUUGUAAUUUCGAAAUAAAAUAUUACUCAAAACAUAAGUAGAAUGUGAAAAAUUUUGCCUCAAUUUCAUUUGAUCAUCGUAUUUAAUACUUCGAUUUAUCUCAUUUCAUCUAGUAACUACUUCAUUAUGAUAAUUAAAAGUAUUUGAAUAAAUUUGCUAAUUAAGAAUUCCCAAAAUAGUGCAAUUUAAGGCAGGUUUUUUUUGUUUUAUUUUAUUUUAACACAUAGAUAUUGGUAAAAGGAAGCACCAAAUACAUAUGCGCCACACAAACCUCAUUUGAUUUGUGUGAGGGCUGUAAUACUGCCCGGGUGCUCAAACCGAAACAACUGGUUUUCUUAAGGGGCCACACCCCGAGCCUUCGACCUGAAGGUCUGAUCCACAAGGUAAUGGAGCAUCGUAAGGAGAUGCAGUCUCAUGGUAACCGGUGACCAAUAAUUGGUUCAUACACCAUUUGUUUCCUUAGGAUCCUGGAGUCCAUAUGUAUCAUUGUUUUGGAAUCAAGGUUUUCCAACUCCCCUAGGUGAAUCCUCCAUAUCCACCAACCCGGUUAAAGCGCCGGACAUUAGCUUUUCGUCCUCUCAAUUUCGUAAACAACACUCCCCGCUGCGAGAAGGCAGUGAUUGUGACUUCGCUGGCCGUACCAGGGCAUUUGGGGGCAAUUUAAGGCAGGUAGAACUAAAUUAGCACAAAUGAACGUAUUAUAUUUUUAAUUAGUAAUUAGCGGGCCAUCAACCUUAGAGGAAUCAUUAGUUCGUACAAAGAGCGCAUUGAUACAGUUUCAGUUAUCAAACUGUAACCAAAAUAUGUUUCUUUGAAUGUUAAUUACCGAAAGUCUAUUAUGUAAUGAUAGUUUGACAGAUUGUUCAACAAGUCACUCUCAGUUGCAUUUUUUACUAAAAAUUGUAUAACUUUAAACAUUGAAAAUAGAGUGUUGCUCACUUUACGACACUGCAUUUUUCUGCAAACUUAUCAUGUGGAAUGGUACCUUGUUAAAAAUGUAUAUACACUGUAUGUGAAGACUUUCUAAAUUCAAUUCAAUAAUUCCCUUUCGAAUACUUUGUUCUAACUUUCGUAGAUAAUUGGACAAACUUGUUUUAUUUCAUUUCUAUUUAGUGAAGAUUCGCCAUUACACAAAAUAUCUAACUGUUAUCAGAUGGUCGUUUGUGGAGAUUUUAGUAAUUUUAUAGUUGAACUGAUGAGUCUAUUGAAGCCUAACCACCAUGGAAAACCUGGAAGCAUUGGACGGAAUCUCGUGGGGUGGGAUCGUGGAUGUGCACUGCUAAGGAGUUCCAUACUAGGACGAAACGCCCGUCCAGUGCUUCCAGGUUUUCCUUGGUGGUCUAGCCAUAAUUGACUCAUGAAUUGAACUAUAAAGUAUCUAUAAGUUUUAGGGGUUGUGGAGAUUGUUAAGUUUUAUGAUGGAGAUCAUGAACCGACUGAUGUUAGACCACCAUUGAAAACCCGGAAGCACUGGACGGCCGUUUCGUCCUAUUGUAGGACUCCUCAGCAGUGCGCAUCCACGAUCCCACUCACGGGAUUCGAACCCAGGGCCUUCAGUCUCGCUCGCGAACGCUUAACCUACUGGACCAGUGAGCCGGCAUCUAAUGUUGUUAAUGUCUAACCUCAACCAAUCCACUAAUAUCUGAUUGUCUUAAUCAUUUUAUAUCAUCUUCCAGAAUUUCUUACUUUUCAUAUCCCCUUUUCCGAUUAAUUUUGUUGUUUGUUAUUAAAAUACAACUGUAUAUACGUUUAGAAUGGUUACACAGAUACUAAGAUGACUGAAAACAUUUGUAAUAUGAAUAAUGUAAUACAUUAUUGUUAUUAUCCAGUGGUUGUGUAUACUGUAAUAGUUUCUAUAUGCAUAUGCUCAUCUUUAUUCAUAUAUAAUGUGACUAAGUGAAAGGUUAUAUGUGAAUUGUUCACUGAUCUGUUUUUAAACUUCAUAAGAAUUUUUUUUUGAAAAAUCAAAGUAUGUGUUAGCUGUCUGGUCAUGUACACGUAAAUAAUUUACAUGGAUGUAUCUAAAUUUCUCUUGAUAACAUAUACAUCGUUUGUUUUUAUAAAAAAUGAAAGGCACAUAUCUUCGAGUAGAGGAGGUGAAUAUUACAAUUUACUUGGAUAACAAUUACAAAAUGGUUAAUUAUUUUCAUUAAUGAUUUCUGCAUGAAAUUCACAAUACACAUAGCAGACCGUUGAUUUUUUUUAUUUGAUCACAUAAAUACAUGCAAACCAUUGUUUUGGUCAGAUCAAAUUGAGCCAAUCUACUUGAAUGUUAGUACACUAAAUUGCAAAACACACGGACAAGUAAAUUCACACUUCUAUAAACUAAUACAUAAAAUAUAUAUAAAUACAUGUCUAUGUAAUAAUCGGAUUAGUUUGACCCAGCAUCAAUGACACGUUUUGACGGAUUAUUAUUAUUCACAUGUAUUGGUAUAAUAGUACUGUGACCUACUUUAUUAUUUUUAAAUACAAAAUAUGAAUAAUCAUUUUUUGUAUGCCAAAGAUAACCAAACCAAUGAUCACUCGGCUGGUUUUUGGUUAAUCGUAAGUUAAACGUAAUGGAUUAAAAUAUAAGGUUUCUAGUGUCUGUCUGAUUUAAUAGUUGAUGGUAAUUCACAUCAUGAAUCAGUGUUCGAAUUGCCUUACGUUAUUGGUAAAGACAAGAAGGAUGAGAGAUGGUCGGAAGGCAGUCGCCUUUUUUACGUAUAAGAAUAAUAGUAAUACUAAUCUUCACAGUUUCAGGUCACAAAUUUAUAUCAGCUAGACCGCCUUCGGAAACCUGAGAGCACAGGUCGGUUAUUUAGUGCUAGUAUGGGACUCCUCAGCAAUGAGCAUCUGCGAAUCUAAACCAGGACUUUCUGCCUUGCGCGUAAAAUCAUCCUCUAUACCACUGGGCGGGCUUCCUACGGUUUUACUGUCUAAUUGUGAUCAACUCAUGAUAUUACGCAACCCUCAUUUAGGGCUUCCAGGUUCGCAAUGAUCAUCUAGCCAUGAUCAGUUCAUGAUUCAAAACUAUGGAAAUACCACAGUCGCCACGAAUACCCUAUACUAAUAAUACUGAUCAUUACUUAGUCUCUAAGCUUUUGUACUUGUGAGUGAAUGAUAAUGUUUUAAACUAUGGCGUCAGAUUGUGUUUUAAUUUAUUCAGGGUAUCCGUCUGCUAUUAAUAUGCUCUCAAAUAAACUUAUUAUUCUUUCUAAAUAUACUUACAGAAGAUUGCAUAAUAACAUUAAGGAACACUUUGAAGUCUUAUUUUAAUUUAUCGUUAAAUCUAAGCAUUUAGAUAUUCUAUGAACUUAGAUGACUUAGAUUAAUUACGGUUAUGCAGUAUGGAUUGUAAGGAAAUAAGGUACGAUUCUAAUUGAAUAAAUUUUAGUAAAUUUGGAUUGUGAAUACCACUGGAAUCCAUAACACACAUUUUGCCCUAUUUGGGACAUGUCAUCUGGAAUUGUUCGCAUCACGACGUUGUGGUUUACAUGGAUAGUCUAACUUAGUACGGAAUUCCUUGAUUGCCAACGUACUAACCACUGAGCUACGGAGACCGCCUAACCACACGCGCUUAAUGAGUAUGACGUUUGAAUUAUCCUAUUGUUAUUAUUAGGGAGUGAAUUCGAUCAGUCUCGUUCGGGAUAUGUGGAAUCGAACAAAUCGUCUCAGCAUUGUCAUCUAAUCACCAAUUUUAGUAAAUUAGAACAACACAUAUAAGCGAACAAUUGUUUUCAAUUAGAUCGUCAUCAGGCUUUACUCAAAUAUACAUGAAUAUUCAUACGAAAAUUUUAAACCAAUCAAGGCAAUAUGGGUCAAUAAUCACAAUGUAAUAGAAUAAGUCUCUACACAUAAUAGGUAUUCUUACUAUUAUCAGUUCACCUGUCUUCCUACUAUAAACUUGUACUUUUACCUAUUAUGUGUAGACUUAUUCUAUUACAUUGUGAUUAUUGACCCAUAUUGCCUUGAUUGGUUUAAAAUUUUCGUAUAAAUAUUCAUGUAUAUUAGAGUAAAGCCUGAUGACGAUCUAAUUGAAAACAAUUGUUCGCUUAUAUUUGUUGUUCUAAUUUUCACAAUGGGAAUGUUUAAAAUUCUAGUAAAGUUGAACCUUUAGAAAUGAAUAUAUAUAUCAAGUAUGAACAAUUUAUCAGUUAAAAAUUUACCUUGGUGGUUGGUAUAAAGGAUUGUUUGUUCCUCUUUUGUCAUUUUCAAGUUUUAUUAUUUGAUCACUUGGAUUCACACCUAAACUGUUCCUUAAAUGAUGGAAUUUGGAAGGAUUCAUAUAGGGUAGAUUAUCUACAGAUAUAGAAAAAUAAAGAGAUCCUUCAGUGUUAUUCAUCUAGAAAUGUAUCAGUAGUACAUGUUCCAGAUAACCCGAAAUUUUUGUGUUUUGAAACGAAAAUAACACUAAUGUAAUGAACUGUCAAUCAAAGUAAACUAAAUAAUUCAUCUGAAUGAGAUAAAACGUUUCCUAUAAAUAAUGGGGAGUGUAAAAUCUUGCUGGCGUAAUCCAAAUAUAUCAUAAAUAUUGCAUCACUAGCAGCAUUGAUUGUAUUAAAAAAUCUACCGAAUCUUAGCACUAAGACAAACGAAUUUCAACAUAUAGAGCAAAGGAUACCUCACUUGGUCUGUAUUGAUGUCGUGUGUCUCAACGUGUAAUUUAGAACGCCGUUUCAGAAGACCAUGAAUAACACUUCGUGAACUAGGAUUGUUCGCGUACAUGGCAUAAUGGGACAAAAUGGGGACAAGAAAAGGGUUGAUAGUAGAGACAUAGGAAAUAUUAGUGGUUGAAAAAGGGAAGUCUUUGUAAUUAAGGUACUAUCGAAUGUUGUUGGAGGUUUGCCUCAGUUUGUGAAACAAGAUGAGGUGCUUCAUUUUUAAGACCGACUUUUACAACCUCCUCCUAACGUGAGGAUCGGCAGCGUUGCGUUCCCCAGAUAGAAAUACCUUACUUCCAAAGCACCGCAAUAAGACAUUGCCAUCAGAUCUCAAGUUGUUGCUCUUAGUUUUACCGUCCUCUAGCUGACCUGUCAUGGUAAUAGCUAAAGGAAUUAAUGUUCCACCCAAUACACCUCGUUUUAGUUACCACGAUAAGGAGGCUCAACCACCACGUCCAGGUACCAGCUACAGUUGGAUACUGCUACAAAGUCCCAGGUUGUAAUAAUUCAAUUUUUUAAUACUUCCUGAUUUUUAAUAUUUCUCCAUAGAAAUCGCCUUGAAGUUCAAGCUAACAUCUGAAUACAAUUACCCUAUUUGGUUUCUAAUUUCUAAUUACUUAUGUUACUUCAUUAUAAUUAUAAACAAUUACUCCACAUUGUAAUGAAUUUGAAAAAAAAGUAUUCAGUAUUAUAAAACAAAAGUGAGAUUACAUGACUUAGAAUUACUUUUC
This is a messenger RNA of Schistosoma haematobium, 6694 nucleotides long. RefSeq names its product Actin-binding LIM protein 1 (gene ABLIM1). The transcript is spliced from 7 exons. Gene Ontology annotation, biological process: lamellipodium assembly. Lineage: Eukaryota; Metazoa; Platyhelminthes; Trematoda; Strigeidida; Schistosomatidae. Gene Ontology annotation, molecular function: actin filament binding. Gene Ontology annotation, cellular component: actin cytoskeleton. Bases 234 to 1076 code for a protein of 280 amino acids. The record is from RefSeq and is a predicted model, not a curated record.